GUUCGCGCCUUCUAAACGAUUGGGAAGCGGCUGCCAUAGGACUAAAAUUUCACAGUUUCAUCAAUUUUCUCUUAGAGACUGCAAGUUGUACGGACAUAUUUCCUUAUAUGAGGCAAGUUGACAGAUCCUGGACAGCUUCAGAUCAGUUUCAACCAAGGUGUUGCACCCUGUUUCAACAUGUGAAAUUUGUCUGUUUCAAGCGGUUCUAAAUCAUGUGAACAACAUGUCGAAAUCUGUCCUAUGAACAGUAGUACUGAGAAAGCAUAGGAAAUGUGAAAACUGAAGUGAACAGAAUGAGUUUGCCAUCAGAAUCUGGGGCUUUUGAACAGGCAUUUGAAGCCUGGCUGAACCAGUCCAAGAGUGGCGAUGGAGACAGUGACACUGAAGAUGAGGUGAUGUUGGUAGAUACAAACAACAACAGCGACACUGACACAGAGUUGUCUCCCUUCUCAUCCUAUCAAUCUCCGCAAUCAACACAGAUGAAUCCAGCAAGUCUAGUCAGCAGGCGUAUGAAGUCCACCACACGUCAGCGAUUUCAUGCAUAUAAGGCAGUCAUAAGGAAAUACUCCCGCAAGCGAUGGGUCCGUUGUAAGAAAAGCCUCAGCCCUGGCAGCCAGACAGAUGACAGCGGAGUUGUGUCCCCUGGAUGUGACACCUCUGUAGGGAUUGGAAAGGAUAUGAUGUUGGAAGAAGAAAGUGAAGGAUGUCUUAGUGGUGAUGACUCGCCACCCAACAUCCAAGAUGACUUCUCCAGCAGUAACUGUUGGCCCCCAGGCAUGCCCUACUCGCAACACCUGGAAGGUAAUUUCCAUGAACACCCCCCUGAACUCACUCCUAGCCUUCAGCUCCCAAAUAACACAACUGCUUCUGUGCAGGGAGAGGAGGAGGAUUCACUCAGUCAGCAAUCAAAAUCAGUUGGAGAUUCUCAUCUGUCGUCUGUGAAAAUCAAGAAACAAUCUUUUCCUAAAUCAAAAACAGUCGGUGAUAAAAUGUGCAAUUCCUUAUUGGAAACAUUAUGUUUUCGCUCCCAAAGACGCUCAUAGAUCAAAGAAAACAAGUAGCAAGCACUGCUUAGCUUCUCUUUCUGCCUCAGAUCGAGGAGAAGUCAGUGAGAAGUAAUGGCUGCCAUCAGUUAGAAUCUGCCAAUGGAAAGCUGGUCACAAGCAAGAUUGAUUCUUGUUCAGGUAUUGGUUCAGAC
Haliotis rubra (blacklip abalone) is the source of this 1198-nucleotide messenger RNA. RefSeq lists its product as uncharacterized. The transcript is spliced from 2 exons. The coding region runs from base 294 to 1043 and encodes 249 amino acids. NCBI's taxonomy places the organism in Eukaryota, Metazoa, Mollusca, Gastropoda, Lepetellida, Haliotidae. The record is from RefSeq and is a predicted model, not a curated record.